AUGGCACACUGCAGUUCAUCAGAUCCAAGUGGGAAGAUACCCCGUCCAGAUAGCAGCGCAGUAUUGAUGGCAGGAUCUCCCAGAAGCGUUGAUCAGGCAAUGAGGCCGGUGUUGUUUGAAAUAUUUGGAGAAAUUUGGAACGUCCAGGCCCGGCUCGGGCAAGGCGUCUCGGCCUCGGUAUACCGGGUGAGCUCAGGAAGGACGAGUACGGCCGCGGUUAAGGAGUUCCUAGCGGACACUCAGGGCGGAGAUUACGGGUACCACAAGGAGAGGUCCGUGCUGGAAGACAUCCAAGGACACAAAAACAUCGGUAAGGACCUUUUUAUUGUAUUGUAAUAUGGUUGUAACGUUACUGUGCACAAUCUCUGGAAUUACAGAGCUCGUCUUCUAGUGUACCUCAUCAAUGACCAGGUUAUCUGAGAAUCAAAUUAUGAGUCUUAUUACAAAGGGUUUAGCUUCAUUUAACCUUGGCUACUUGAAAUCUGUGUUGUUAUCAAGCUGAUUGCCAGUCAGUCAUUACAACCAAGUCACAGAUCUCAAUCUUGUCUCAGAUCAGUCAUAGUAAGCUGUUUUCAGUAACGCUGGUUUUUAAAGUAUUCAUUGGCAUAUCGUAAAGCCCUUGUCAGCCACGUAAAACCAACACCUGAUGAUGAUGAUGACCCUGACUGACACAUCCUAAUAACUAGAGAACGACCUCUAUGGAUUUUUUAGGGCUGAUAUCAAUUUUAGGCCGAUAUUCAAUAUUUCCCAGAGACAGCCAUGUAUGCAUAAUGCAUACAUUUUUAAAUCAAACAAUACAAUACAUUUUACUUUGUUUUUACCAAUCUACCUACAUAACAACAUAAAGGUAAUAAUUGUAUUUGAAUGGUAAAUCUCUUGAUAAACUGGGUAAAUUAAGAUGGCAGAGGCCUACUCACAAUACAGGUGAAUGCAUAUUCAAUAGGAGCAGUGGCGACCUGUCAUUUAGGGCAGGUGGGGCAGAGCCACCUGUUUUGAGCCCCACAUUUUAAGGAAAAAUACAAGUUUAUUUAAAAAAAAUUUGGGGGGGCUUGCCUGUUUUGCAUGUUAUUUUGGCAUUAAUAUGUGUCAUAUCAGUUUGCAAACAAUGUAAAAAAAAAAUCAUUGAGUUAAUAAAGCCGCAUACAAACAUGGUCUCUUUUUUGCUUUCUUGAGUAAGGCAGCUCCAAAAUGCAGGUGUUUCAGCCUAGCUCAGUGCUUUCUUUGGUGGUGGGGCAGACAGCGGAAAAUACGGAGCGUAGGUGUUGGUAAUGUUCUCUAGUUGCGCCGUGAUUAGCUCAGUGUUGUGUCAGUAUGUCACCAUGAAGUCUAAGGGUAGAGCUAGAAAAUUCAAGCCCCUUGGGUGCUGCCAUAGAGUUACAUUAGAAGUGCCCAUCCAAGAAGGCUCAAGGUCAUUGGCCACAGAUAAAAUGACGUUAAAUCACGUUAUAUCUACAGUACCUUUGAUUGGACUGAUCAUGCCAACAUCAUACUUUCAAAAUCUUAGCCAGCAGUCAUCAUCAUGAAUCAAGUCGACAAUCUACUGGCAAAUCCUUUUUAAUCCUUGUCAUAUGAAGAUAAAUAAUGAAGAGAAAUGAUAGAUAAAACGUAUCAGUGCUCAUUGGACAUAAACAUUACACAACAAGUUGGAAAUUGCAAAUUCAACAAUGAGUGGUUUGGAAGGAAUCAGUGGCUAACUGCAAGCAUUGCAAAGCAAUCAUUAGCCUGCUAUUCAGUGGAGUGGCUGUUUGUCCCAAAUCUGGGAUUAAGGGUCUCUGUUCCAAAUUUAAAAUGAUAAACAUGAAACAUUGGCCAUGCUUUCAAUGAAGCAUGAUUUGUUCAAAACAACUGUUAACUCGGAACUGCGAAGUCUUGAAGUCAAGUUAACUGGGAACUCUGGGGAAAAAACGAGCUCAGACUGGGAAAAUACGUUUUGAACGGUCAUCCAACUCAGAAUUGUAAAUCCGGAACUCAGCCUCUUUCUAGAGCUACGACCUGAAGAUCAAUUACGUCAUCAUGAUUCAACCUUGUUUUUUCCGAGUUCCCAGUUGUCUUGAAAGCACCAUAAAUCCAGAGAAUGCCAGACUUUGAUGACAAAAUUUGCCCACGAAGGACCGCCGCACCACCUUCCUGUUCAAGUGAGCACAACACAACAAGGUGAGUCCAAAAAUGUAUUGUAUGCUGCGGCAUAAAUGAUGUAAUAUGCCAGGGAGAUAUGUAGGCUAUACUGUAGCUAAGAAAGUAAUACUAAGUGUACAGUUGAAGUCGGAAGUUUACAUACACUUAGGUUGGAGUAAUUAAACUUGUUUUUCAACCACUCCACACAUUUCUUGUUAACAAACUAUAGUCGGACAUCUACUUUGUGCAUGACACAAGUAAUUUUUCCAACAAUUGUUUACAGACAGAUUAUUUCACUUAUAAUUCACUGUAUCACAAUUCCAGUGGGUCAGAAGUUUACAUACACUAAGUUGACUGUGCCUUUAAAAAGCCUGGAAAAUUCCAGAAAAUUAUGUCAUGGCUUUAGAAGCUUCUGAUAGGCAAAUUGACAUCAUUUGAGUCAAUUGGAGGUGUACCUGUGGAUUUAUUUCAAGGCCUACCUUCAAACUCAGUGCCUCUUUGCUUGACAUCAUGGGAAAAUCAAAAUAAAUCAGCCAAGACCUCAGAAAAAGAAUUGUAGACCUCCACAAGUCUGGUUUAUCCUUGGGAGCAAUUUCCAAACGCCUGAAGGUACCAAGUUCAUCUGUACAAACAAUAGUACGGAAGUAUAAACACCAUGGGACCACGCAGCCGUCACACCGCUCAGGAAGGGGACGCGUUCUGCAUCCUAGAGAUGAACGUACUUUGGUGCGAAAAGUGCAAAUCAAUCCCAGAACAACAGCAAAGGACCUUGUGAAGAUGCUGGAGGAAACAGGUACAAAAGUAUCUAUAUCCACAGUAAAACGAGUCCUAUAUCGACAUAACCUGAAAGGCCGCUCAGCAAGGAAGUAGCCACUGCUCCAAAACUGCCAUAAAAAAGCCAUACUACGGUUUGCAACUGCACAUGGGGACAAAGAUCGUACUUUUUGGAGAAAUGUCCUCUGGUCUGAUGAAACAAAAAUAGAACUGUUUGGCCAUAAUGACCGUCGUUAUGUUUGGAGGAAAAAGGGGUGGCUUGCAAGCCGACGAACACCAUCCCAACCGUGAAGCACAGGGGUGGCAGCAUCAUGCUGUGAGGGUGCUUUGCUGCAGGAGGGACUGGUGCACUUCACAACAUAGAUGGCAUCAUGUGGAAGGAAAAUUAUUUGGAUAUAUUGAAGCAACAUCUCAAGACAUCAGUCAGGAAGUUAAAGCUUGGUUGCAAAUGGGUCUUCCAAAUGGACAAUGACCCCAAGCAUACUUCCAAAGUUGUGGCAAAAUGGCUUAAGGACAACAAAGUCAAGGUAUUGGAGUGGCCAUCACAAAGCCCUGACCUCAAUCCUAUAGAACAUUUGUGGGCAGAACUGAAAAAGCAUGUGCGAGCAAGGAGGCCUACAAACCUGACUCAGUUUCACCAGCUCUGUCAGGAGGAAUGGGCCAAAAUUCACCCAAUUUAUUGUGGGAAGCUUGUGGAAGGCUACCCGAAAUGUUUGACCCAAGUUAAACAAUUUAAAGGAAAUGCUACCAAAUACUAAUUGAGUGUAUGUAAACUUCUGACCCACUGGGAAUGUGAUGAAAGAAAUAAAAGCUGAAAGAAAUAAUUCUCUCUACUAUUAUUCUGACAUUUCACAUUCUUAAAAUAAAGAGGUGAUCCCAACUGACCCAAGACAGGGAAUUUUUACUAGGAUUAAAUGUCAGGAAUUGUGAAAAACUGAGUUUAAAUGUAUUUGGCUAAGGUGUAUGUAAACUUCCGACUUCAACUGUAUGUUGUGUAGUAAGCUGUUAGUAGCCCAUGUGCCUCACCCUAAUAAUUUGGUCUAUUUUCUCCUCUUAAUUUCGCCUACUGUUCUGACUUGGUGGUGCACAUGUAGCCUAUAACCUGUUUUAGAUAUAUGUAAUCAUCAAAUAUUGUAAGCGCUUUCAUUGUCUGCUUAUACAGUGGGGAGAACAAGUAUUUGAUACACUGCCGAUUUUGCAGGUUUUCCUACUUACAAAGCAUGUAGAGGUCUGUAAUAUUUUAUCAUAGGUACACUUCAACUGUGAGAGACGGAAUCUAAAACAAAAAUCCAGAAAAUCACAUUGUAUGAUUUUUAAGUAAUUCAUUUGCAUUUUAUUGCAUGACAUAAGUAUUUGAUACAUCAGAAAAGCAGAACUUAAUAUUUGGUACAGAAACCUUUGUUUGCAAUUACAGAGAUCAUAUGUUUCCUGUAGGAUUUGACCAGGUUUGCACACACUGCAGCAGGGAUUUUGGCCCACUCCUCCAUACAGACCUUCUCCAGAUCCUUCAGGUUUCGGGGCUGUCGUUGUGCAAUACAGACUUUCAGCUCCCUCCAAAGAUUUUCUAUUGGGUUCAGGUCUGGAGACUGGCUAGGCCACUCCAGGACCUUGAGAUGCUUCUUACGGAGCCACUCCUUAGUUGCCCUGGCUGUGUGUUUCGGGUUGUUGUCAUGCUUGAAGACUCAGCCACGACCCAUCUUCAAUGCUCUUACUGAGGGAAGGAGGUUGUUGGCCAAGAUCUCGCGAUACAUGGCCCCAUCCAUCCUCCCCUCAAUACGGUGCAGUCGUCCUGUCCCCUUUGCAGAAAAGCAUCCCCAAAUAAUGAUGUUUCCACCUCCAUGCAUCAUGGUUGGGAUGAUAUUCUUGGGGUUGUACUCAUCCUUCUUCUUCCUCCAAACACGGCGAGUGGUUUAGACCAAAAAGCUCUAUUUUUGUCUCAUCAGACCACAUGACCUUCUCCCAUUCCUCCUCUGGAUCAUCCAGAUGGUCAUUGGCAAACUUCAGACGGGCCUGGACAUGCGCUGGCUUGAGCAGGGGGACCUUGCGUGCGCUGCAGGAUUUUAAUCCAUGACGGCGUAGUGCGUUACUAAUGGUUUUCUUUGAGACUGUGGUCCCAGCUCUCUUCAGGUCAUUGACCAGGUCCUGCCGUGUAGUUCUGGGCUGAUCACUCACCUUCCUCAUGAUCAUUGAUGCCCCACGAGGUGAGAUCUUGCAUGGAGCCCCAGACCGAGGGUGAUUGACCGUCAUCUUGAACUUCUUCCAUUUUCUAAUAAUUGCGCCAACAGUUGUUGCCUUCUCACCAAGCUGCUUGCCUAUUGUCCUGUAGCCCAUCCCAGCCUUCUGCAGGUCUACAAUUUUAUCCCUGAUGUCCUUACACAGCUCUCUGGUCUUGGCCAUUGUGGAGAGGUUGGAGUCUGUUUGAUUGAGUGUGUGGACAGGUGUCUUUUAUACAGGUAAUGAGUUCAAACAGGUGCAGUUUAAUGAGUGGAGAACAGGAGGGCUCCUUAAAGAAAAACUAACAGGUCUGUGAGAGCCGGAAUUCUUACUGGUUGGUAGGUGAUCAAAUACUUAUGUCAUGCAAUAACAUGCAAAUGAAUUACUUAAAAAUCAUACAAUGUGAUUUUCUGGAUUUUUUGUUUUUGUUUUAGAUUCCGUCUCUUCAGUUGAAGUGUACCUAUGAUUAAAAUUACAGACCUCUACAUGCUUUAUAAGUAGGAAAACCUGCAAAAUCGGCAGUGUAUCAAAUACUUGUUCUCCCCACUGUAUGUCCCCUUUAUUUAUCCUACGGUUCUGACUUGGUGUACAGGGAGAGCGCUGUAAGAACGGCCCAUAUUCUGAAUUCUGUCGCUGUACAUUUCAAAAGUGCUAAACAAAUAGUUAUAUUGACUACGUCUGUCCUAGCUCGCUCAUUAAUGUCUUAAUUGAAAUUACGGAUUGCUUCUUAUCCGCUUGUCGUCCCCUUAUGCCAUAGUUUGUACAUCUCAAUUGUCAUUCGAAACCACAUUUGUUUAAGCAAGUCAGCCAUAUCUGCUAUGUUUUUUUAAAAGGCAGUAAAUGAGGCUGAAUGAACUGUUUUGCUGCCAGACAAGGCUCCGCUGAUAGCCAGGUGUAGCAGUGGUAAGAUGUUGGGAUUCUGCUGUUGGGACAGCUUUAUUUAGGCCCUAACAGUUUGUGGGCACCGUUUGUCACCGUUAUAGUGCAAUUCAUGCAUUGUUUAGUGUUGUCUUUGCUGGCAUGCAUCCCAUGUUUUUGUUUGCCCCACAAAGAUUUACAUGCAGAAAUUGCUACUGAAGAAUAGUAUGUGCAUGCAUUGACUUACUGCGCUUGUUUUGGCUGAUCAGUGGAGUCUAUGGUGCUACAGAUUUGGGAUUUAUAGCCUACUGAUCCACAACAUUUGCAAAGAAGAAAUCACUCCAGCAUGUAUGGAAGGACAUCAUAUAGGCACUGCUGUUAGUUUGAGAAUAUAAAAUAAUAACAAUUCAUUGCAAAUGGGUCCAACGUAACAUCAAGAUUUGUGAGCAUGGAUGCUUAUGAAACAAGUAUUAUUUUUAUUCUUCAUUUUCCGUGAUCGGGAAAAGGUAUUUUUUCAGCUGUCAGGACGCAUCUCUAAACAACUCAGCUGCCAGGACGAAAUUCGAAACAACUCAAUUGGCUAGUAACUUGAUCCUACUGCUAUGAUUUUUCAUACGGGGGGGGCCAGUAUGAAAAAUGUAUGCACUCACUAAUUGUAAAUCGCUCUGGAUAAGAGCGUCUGCUAAAUUACUAAAAUGUCUAUUGGAUCACUAAAAAAAAUAAAGCGAGGCUGUAACUCUGCUCCCUUUCACAUCUCCUCAUCGCUCACAUCACUUGGUGCGGUUUACUGCUACUAUGAGAACUAGCUCAAUGGCGAUGACAUUUGCUACCAAGCCGUAAAUGUGCAUAAUAUCUAACAAGGAGAGCGAGGGUAGGAAAAAAAGAUGAAACGACGAUGCACGUUCUGCCUGAAUGACUCAUAUCUGCUCAUAGAUUUAGAAUUUAGAAUGCGCACACGCGGAUCUACAGCUUUCUUGGUUCAUAAACAUGCAGGAAGAUUAUUUGGUAGCUAAACCAAUUGCCAACUCCUUUCUUUCCCUAUUACGACAAUCCAUCUAAUCUGACUACCAACUGUCAAUUUACGGAUAUCAUUGUGGCUGGUCAGGUCAGCACACCACUAAAUAGCUAACUUUACACCACAAGUCAGAUGGCUCCUUGCCGAAAAUGGUUAAUGUUCAAAAUGAUAACCAGCUACCGUUAGCUAGCUAUGUUGGCUAUUAGCUCCUAUCUGAUAUCUUAGUACCAUAUUUAUCUAACCAGCUAGCUAAUACCACAGAUGAAAGGGUUAGUUAUCGUAAUCUUUGCUAACAGGUCACAUACAGUGCCUUGCAAAAGUAUUCAUCCCCCUUGGUGUUUUUCCUAUUUUGUUGCAUUACAACCUGUAAUUUAAAUUGAUUUUUAUUUGGAUUUCAUGUAAUGGGCAUACACAAAAUAGUCCAAAUAGGUCAAGUGGUAUUGUUUAAAAAAAAAUAAUAACAGAAAAGUGAUGCGUGCAUAUUUAUUCACCCCCUUUGCUAUGAAGCCCCUAAAUUAAGAUCUGGUGCAACCAAUUACCUUCAGAAGUCACAUAAUUAGUUAAAUAAAGUCCACCUGUGUGCAAUCUAAGUGUCACAUGAUCUGUCACAUGAUCUCAGUAUAUAUACACCUGUUCUGAAAGGCCCCAGAGUCUGCAACACCACUAAGCAAGGGCCACCACUAAGCAAGCAGCACCAUGAAGACCGAGGAGCUCUCCAAACAGGUCAAGGACAAAGUUGUGGAGAAGUACAGAUCAGGGUUGGGUUGUAAAAAAAUAUCUGAAACUUUGAGCAUCCCACGGAGCACCAUUAAAUCCAUUCUUAAAAAAUUUAAAGAAUAUGGCACCACAACAAACCUGCAAAGAGAUGGACACCCACCAAAACUCACGGACCAGGCAAGGAGGGCAUUAAUCAGAGAGGCAACAAAGACACCAAAGAUAACUCUGAAGGAGCUGCAAAGCUCCACAGCGGAGAUUGGAGUAUCUGUCCAUAGGACCACUUUAAGCCGUAUACUCCAGAGCUGGGCUUUACGGAAGAGUGGCCAGAAAAAAGCCAUUGCUUAAAGAAAAAAAUAAACAAACACGUUUGGUGUUUGCCAAAAGGCAUGUGGGAGACUCACCAAACAUAUGGAAGAAGGUACUCAAGGAAAACGCUAUGUCGGGCGCAAACCCAACACCUCUCAUCACCCCGAGAACACCAUCCCCACAGUGAAACAUGGUGGUGGCAGCAUCAUGCUGUGGGGAUGUUUUUCAUCGGCAGGGACUGGGAAACUGGUCAGAAUUGAAGGAAUGAUGGAUGGCGCUAAAUACAGGGGAAUUCUUGAGGGAAACCUGUUUCAGUCUUCCAGAGAUUUGAGGCUGGGACGGAGGUUCACCUUCCAGCAGGACAAUGACCCUAAGCAUACUGCUAAAGCAACACUCGAGUGGUUUAAGGGGAAACAUUUACAUUUCUUGGAAUGGCCUAGUCAAAGUCCAGACCUCAAUCCAAUUGAAAAUCUGUGGUAUGACUUAAAGAUUGCUGUACACCAGCGGAACCCAUCCAACUUGAAGGAGCUGGAGCAGUUUUUCCUUGAAGAAUGGGCAAAAAUCCCAGUGGCUAGAUGUGCCAAGCUUAUAGAGACAUACCCCAAGAGACUUGCAGCUAAUUGCUGCAAAAGGUGGCUCUACAAAGUGGGGUAGGGGGGGGGGGAUGAAUAGUUAUGCACGCUCAAGUUCUGUUUUUUUGUUGUAUUAUUUCUUGUUUGUUUCACAUUAACAAAUAUUUUGCAUCUUCAAAGUGGUAGGCAUGUUGUGUAAAUUAAAUUAUACAAACCCACCCAAAAUCAAUUUUUAAUUCCAGGUUGUAAGGCAACAAAAUAAGAAAAAUGCCAAGGGGGGUGAAUACUUUCGCAAGCCACUGUAGCUAUCUGCUUAGCUAGCUUGUUUAUUGCUUGCAUGUCCGGGCACGUUGACACAAGCCUUAUUAGUGAAUUAACUGAAAUAAUAUUUGCAACUGGAGUUUGAUUUUGGUCACUGUGUGAAUUCAUCAAUUUCUCAAUACUGCACCUUUGUGUUGGAGAAUGAGCUAGCCUCCUCCCGCUGCUGAUUUUCCCAGCUAGACAUUCCCUGGCAUUGUGCAGUGCUCGUGGCUCAGGCGGUGAGUGGCGGCUGGCAUAGCAGCAGCUUUGCAAUGUAGAGUGACUAUCAGCAAAGCCUUAGAGAAGGACCAAUAGACUAGAAAAAGCCAAUAUUGACCCGAUAUAUCGGCUCAGCAGAUUAUCGGUGGUUCUCUACUAAUAACCCAACCUCGGUCUCCUUUGUGUAAGGUUCAAGCUCUUGAUUUGUUCUACAAGAAUUCAAUGGAAGAUACGAUGUUGGAGAGUUUACUUUGCCCCUAUAUAAAACAAUUCCAUAUUUAUUGAUCAUCACUGCAUUUACAAGUCGUGGACUUUGGAAUUGUUGACGGAGUGGGCUUUAAAAGAAUAUGGUUUUGAUUAUGAAAUCGAUAUCGCCAUAUAGACUUACUUUACAUUCAUGAUACGUGAAUACUCAGAUAAGACUUCCAUGUUUUUAUAACACAUGCAAUGUUUUAUAACCUUUUAUAACAGGGUGAUAACCUUGCUUUACAGAUCACAUCAGUGUAACCUCAAGGAAGGGAUGCAUUUUAUGAGUAUUCAAACAGAGCCCCUGACUUCACCACCCAAUCAAAUCUGUGCUUAUGCUGACUGUUCCAUUCCUGUAUGUCUCCAUAGUAACGCUGUAUGGGGUGUUCACCAACCACAGCCAUGUGGGCGUGGCCACACGCUGCCUGCUGCUGGAGCUGCUGGAUGUCAGUGUGUCUGAGCUGCUGGUUAGGGCCAGUACCCAGGGCCAGGCGGGCAGCCCCCAGAGUGGUGGUGCCCAGCAGCAGGGCCACUCCAUGUGGCUGGUGCAGCACUGUGCCAGAGACAUCCUGGAGGCCCUGGCCUUCCUCCACCGAGAGGGCUACGUCCAUGCAGACCUCAAGCCCCGCAAUGUGCUCUGGAGUGCAGACGACGAGUGCUUCAAACUCAUCGACUUUGGACUCAGCUUCAAGGAGGGUAACCAGGUGAAGUGGACUCGAGAACAGGGGUUUGUGUGGGCUACAUACCUCUGAGGGAGGGUUUUCAAGUUGGUUUUAGCAUCUUUGUACGUUGAUCAGUUAUGCAUAAAAUUAGGUGACAUACAACAGGAAAACAAUUAUAUGGACCAGGUUAAACUUUGGUGUGUGUGGUUUUCGGCCUGUAUAAUAGUGUCCGUUCUCGCCGUGUGUGUUCCAAGGACGUGAAGUACAUCCAGACGGAUGGGUACCGUGCCCCGGAGGCUGAGCGUCAGAACUCGCUGUCCCAGGCGGGGCUGGAGGUGGAGGGCAACUCUUGCUGCUCGGCCGCUGUGGACCUCUGGAGCCUGGGUAUCAUCCUGCUGGAGAUGUACUCAGGCAUCAAACUCAAAGACACUGUCAGGUCACCCGAGUGGAAGGUACGUCCACAGCACUGCUCUCCGACUCCGGGCCUGUAUUGCCACUAUACUGAGUGUGCAGGCUUUUGUUCCAAACCAGCACAAACACACCUUUUUAAAAGACUGUUCUUUACCACAUUAUUGUCAUAUACACCCAUCCCCUGUGAUUACAUAGCCAGACAUACAGUGUACUGUGUUCCAUAGGACUGUUGCUAAUGGAUACAUGGGUACUUGUUUUCCUAGGAAUGCAGUGGACUCUGAUCCACCUGUAGCUUAAUAGAUCAAUAUGUUCUUCACAUACAGUGCAUUCAUAAAGUACUCAGACCCCUUCACUUUUUCCACAUUGUUACAUUACAGCCUUAUUCUAAAAUGGAUUAAAUUGUUUUUUCCCCUCAUCAAUCUACACACAGUACCCCAUAAUGACAAAGCAAAAACUGGUUUUUAGAAAUUCUUGCAAAUGUAUUAAAAAUAAAACGGAAAUAUUACAUUUACAUAAGUAUUCAGACCCUUUACUCAGUACUUUGUUGAAGCACCUUUGGCAGCGAUUACAGCCUCGAGUCUUCUUGGGUAUGACACUACAAGCUUGGCGCACCUGUAUUUGGGGAGUUUCGCCCAUUUUUCUCUGCAGAUCUCUCAAGCUCUGUCAGGUUGGAUGGGGAGCGUCGCUGCGCAGCUAUUUUCAGGUCUCUCCAGAGAUGUUCAAUCGGGUUCAAGUCCGGGCUCUGGCUGGGCCACUCAAGAACAUUGAGACUUGUCCCGAAGCCACUCCUGCAUUGUCUUGGCUUUGUGCUUAGAGUCGUUGUCCUGUUGGAAGGUGAACCGCCCCAGUCUGAGGCCUGAGCGCUCUGGAGCAGGUUUUCAUCAGGGAUCUCUCUGUACUUUGCUUCGUUCAUCUUUCUCUCGAUCCUGACUAGUCUUCCAGUCCCUGCCCCUGAAAAACAUCCCCACAGCAUGAUGCUGCUACCACCAUGCUUCACCGUAAGGAUGGUAUUGGCCAGGUGAUGAGCGAUGCCUGGUUUCCUCCUGUGACGCUUGGCAUUCAGACCAAAGAGUUCAAUCUUGGUUUCAUCAGACCAGAGAAUCUUGUUUCUCAUGGUCUGAGAGUCCUUUAGGUGCCUUUUGGCAAACUCCAAGCGGGCUGUCAUGUGCCUUUUACUGAGGAGUGGCUUCCGUCUGACCACUCUACCACAAAAGCCUAAUUGUUGUCCUUCUGCAAAGUUCUCCCAUUUCCACAGAGGAACUCUGGAGCUCUGUCAGUGACCAUCGGGUUCUUGGUCACCUUCCUGACCAAGGCCCUUCUCCCCCGAUUGCUCAGUUUGGCCAGGCGGCCAGCUCUAGGAAAAGUGCUGGUGGUUCCAAACUUCUUCCACUUAAGAAUGAUGGAGGCCACUGUGUUUUUGGGGACAUUCAAUGCUGCAGACAUUUCUUGGUACCCUUCUCCAGAUCUGUACCUCGACAUAAUCCUGUCUCGGAGCUCUAUGGACAAUACCUUCGACCUCAUGGCUCGGUUUUGUGGGGUCUUUAUAUAGACAGGUGUGAGUCUUUCUAAAUCAUGUCCACUCAAUUGAAUUUACCACCGGUGGACUCAGUUGUAGAAACAUCCAAGGAUGAUAAAUGGAACAGGAUACACCUGAGCUCAAUUUCGAGUCUCAUAGCAAAGGGUCUCAAUACUUAUGUAAAUGUCAUAUUUCUGUUUUUUAUUUUUAAUACAUUUGCAAAAAUUUAUAAAAACCUGUUUUUGCUUUGUCAUUAUGAGGUAUUGUGUGUAGAUUGACAAGGAAUUUUUAUUUAUUUAAUCCAUUUUAGAAUAAGGCUGUAACAUAACAAAAUGUGGAAAAAGUGAAGGUCUGAAUACUUUCCGAAUGCUAUAAAUAGAUAAAUAAGACAUUUAGGUAAUAGACAUUUUAUUAGACAGAUAUGGGUGUGUUGUCCAACCUGCUGUUCUGUAGCCUACUGUUCUUUUGCUCUUGCAGGACAACAGUGCAGCAAUAGUCGACCAUAUCUUUGCCAGUAACAGUGUGGUGUGUCCUGCUAUCCCUGUCUAUCACCUCAGAGACCUGAUCAAGAGGUAACAACAUUCAUUCAUUCAUUCAUCCAUAUGCAUUUUGUUUUUAUUGUUUUAGUUUGUACAUAAAUGCAGACAUUUGAUCCGUUGUACCAAAUUGACUCUACACUCCCUUAAACAUAACUCGUCAUUUUCUACAUUGUAAACUUGAGAGAGGGGUUCCUAACGUUGACAUUCAUUUUUGUAAUGUUUGUAUGCACCUGCAGCAUGCUUCACAACGACCCCAAGCACAGAGGCACAGCCGAGACGGCCCUGCUUAGCCCUUUCUUCAGCAUUCCCUUUGGUAAUCAGAAACACCAAUGCAAAGUCCACAGCAGAUAUGGGCACAUCCGGUGGUGUCAUAAGUAUUCACCCCUCUUGGAUUUUUUCAUGUUUUGUUGCGUUACAAACUGGAAUUGAAAUGGAUUUAAUUGUGAUUUUUUUUUUUGUCAUUGCUCUACACAAAAUACUCCAUAAUGUCAAAGUGAAAAGAAAAUUCUACAAAUGAAUACAAAUUUAAUAACAAAAAUAUAGUCGUUGCAUAAGUAUUCACCCCCUUUCUUUAGGCAAGCGUAAAUUAGUUCAGUAGUAAAAUUUGGCUUAACAAAUCACAUAAGUUUACAUAAGUGAAAUAAUAGGGGUUGACAUCAUUUUUGAAUGACUAUCCCUUCCUCUGUCCCCCAUACAUACAACAUCUGUAAGGUCCCUCAGUCAAGUAUUGAAUUUCAAGCACAGAUUCAACAACAAAGACCAGGGAGUCUUUCGAAAGUCUCAUAAAGAAGGGAAGUGAUUGGUAGAUGUGUAACAAUAAUAGAUCAGACAUUGAAUAUCUCUUUAAGCAUGGUCAAGUUAAUAAUUAUGCUGUUGAGGAUGUAUUAAACCACCCAGGCACAUCAAAGAUACAGUCAUCCUUCUGAACUUAGCUGCAGGACAUUAAGGAAACUGCUUAGGGAUGUCACCAUGAGUUGAUUUUAAAACAGUUACUGAGUUCAAUGGCAGUGAUGGGAGAAAACUGAGGUUGGAUCAACAACAUUGUAGUGACUCCACAAUAAUGACCUCAAUGAUAGAGCGAAAAGAAUACAAAUAUACAGAAUUAAAAUAAAAUAAACGUGCACCUGUAUACAACCAGGCACUAAAGUAAUACUGUAAAAAAAAAAACACAAAAACAACACGACAAAGGAAAACACUUUUUGGCUUAAAUGCAAAGCUGUAUGAUUGGGGCAAAUACAACACAUCACUGAGUAACUGCCUCCUUAUCUUCAAGAAUGGUGGUGGCUGCAUCAUGGUAUGGGUAUGCUUGACAUUGGCAAAGACUGGGGAGACUUUCAGGAUAAAAAGAAAUGGGAUGGAGCUAAGCUCAGGCAAAAUCCUAGAGGGAAACCUGCUUCAGUCUGCAUUCACCAGACACUGGGAGAGGAAUUCACCUUUCAGCAGGACAAUAACCUACAGUACCAGUCAAAAGUUUGGACACACCUACUCAUUCAAGGGUUUCUUUAUUUUUACUAUUUUCUACAUUGUAGAAUAAUAGUGAAGACAUAAAAAUUAUGAAAUAACACAUAUGGAAUCAUGUAGUAACCAAAAAAGUGUUAAAUAAAUCAAAAUAUAUUUUAUAUUCUUCAAAGUAGCCACCCUUUGCCUUUGACAGCUUUGCACACUCUUGGCAUUCUCUCAACCAGCUUCAUGAGGAAUGCUUUUCCAACAGUCUUGAAGGAGUUCCCACAUAUGCUGAGCACUUGUUGGCUGCUUUUCCUUCACUCUGUGGUUCAACUCAUCCCAAACCAUCUCAGUAGGGUUGAGGUCGUGUGAUUGUGGAGACCAGGUCAUCUGAUGCAGCAGUCCAUCACUCUCCUUCUUGGUCAAAUAGCCCUUACACAGCCUGGAGGUGUGUUUUGGGUCAUUGUCCUGUUGAAAAACAAAUGAUAGUCCCACUAAGCGCAAACCAGAUGGGAUGGCGUAUCGCUGCAGAAUGCUGUGGUAGCCAUGCUGGUUAAGUGUGCCUUGAGUUCUAAAUAAAUCACUGACAGUGUCACCAGCAAAGCACCCCCACACCCUCACACCACCUCCUCCAUGCUUCAUGGUGGGAACCACACAUGCAGAGAUCAUCCGUUCACCUACUCUGCAUCUCACAAAGACAUGGCAGUUGGAACCAAAAAUCUUAAAUUUGGACUCAUCAGACCAAAGGACAGAUUUCCAUGGUCUAAUGUCCAUUGCUCGUGUUUCUUGGCCCAAGCAAGUCUCUUCUUCUUAUUGGUGUCCUUUAGUAGUGGUUUCUUUGCAGCAAUUCGACCAUGAAGGCCUGAUUCACGCAGUCUCCUCUGAAUAGUUGAUGUUGAGAUGUGUCUGUUAUUUUAACUCUGUGAAGCAUUUAUUUGGGCUGCAAUCUGAGGUGCAGUUAACUCUAAUGAACUCUGCAGCAGAGGUAACUCUGGGUCUUUCUUUCCUGUGGCGGUCCUCAUGAGAGCCAGUUUCAUCAUAGCGCUUGAUGGGUUUUGCGACUGCACUUGAAGAAACUUUCAAAGUUCUUGAAAUUGUCCGGAUUGACUGACCUUUAUGUCUUAAAGUAAUGAUGGACUGUCGUUUCUCUUUGCUUAUUUGAGCUGUUCUUGCCAUAAUAAGGACUUGGUCUUUUACCAAAUAGGGCUAUCUUCUGUAUACCACCCCUACCUUGUCACAACACAACUGAUUGGCUCAAACGCAUUAAGAAGGAAAGAAAUUCCACAAAUUAACUUUUAACAAGGUACACCUGUUAAUUGAAAUGCAUUCCAGGUGACUACCUCAUGAAGCUGGUUGAGAGAAUGCCAAGAAUGUGCAAAGCUGUCAUCAAGGCAAAGGGUGGUUACUUUGAAGAAAAGUUUAACACUUUUUUGGUUACUACAUGAUUUCAUAUGUCUUAUUUGAUAGUUUUGAUGUCUCCACUAUUAUUCUACGAUGUAGAAAAUAGUAAAAAUAAAGAAAAACCCUUGAGUGAGUAGGUGUGUCCAAACUUUUGACUGGUACUGUACAACAUAAGGCCAAAUCAACACUGAAGUUUCCUAAGUGGCCAAGUUAGUUUUGACUUAAGUCUGCUUGAAAAUCUAUGGCAAGACUUGAACAUUGCUGUCUAGCCAUGAUCCCCAAAACCUUGACAGAGCUUGAAGAAUUUUUACCCAAGAAGAUUCACAGCUGUAAUCUCUGCCACCAAAGGUGUUUCUAACAUUUAUUAACUCAAGGCGGUGAAUACUUAUCUAAUCAAGGUAUGUUAGUGUUUUAUUUUUCAUAAAAAUAAAAACAUUUUUCCUCCACUUUGACAUGUAUUAGUAUUUUGUGUGGAUCGUUGACAAAAAAUUACAAAUCAAUUUUAAUCCCACUUUGUAACACAAUAAAAUCUGAAGAAAUCGAAGGGGAGUGGAUACUUAUGAUAGGCACUGUACCUCAUUCUCAUCCAGCUCAUAUGAAAGCUUGCAUUACAGCAUAAUCUUACCAUCUAUCACUGCACCUGCCCACCAACACACUCUUUCGCUCGAUUUGUAAUCUACCUCUAUGAUAUGCAUAUUGAUUUUUCACUGAAAACAAAAAAGAAUAUAUUCAUAAUAGAGAGGUUGGGUGGUGCUGUAUAAACCAUAUAAAAGGCUUCUUAAACCUAUUGAUUGAAGAAAAGGGUGUGUGUGUGUGUCAGCUCCUCACAUAGAAGACUUGGUUCUGCUGCCCUCUCCUGUUCUGCGCCUGCUCAACCUGAUUGAUGACAGCCACCUACACAAUGAGGAGGAGUAUGAAGGUAAGGCACAGCCUUUUCGAACCAACUUUUUGGAACCACUGACGAUAAAUGUAAGAACAAAUAGCUCCUACAGUUGGUCUUUAUGAAGAUCAGCGUUGGAAAUACACUGGGGCUUGUGGCACCACAAGUCAGUGCCACAAGUCAUCGGUGAACUAAACAAUAUGAUGAAGCUAUAUAUAGACUCAGUGAUAUGACGUUGCCACGAGCAGCAGGAUUAACCGUAGAUAUUACAGAUGAGCGCAAUGCAAGACUAUGCACAUAUCUGUACAUGUGGUGUCCGUGGGACCAAAACAGCUGAGAAGUUUAUCCACGCUUUGCGCUCUUAGUUGUUGCGGAAGUCUGCACAAUUCUGCUGUCCACUUCAUGCUUCGUUGACUCUGCACUGCAAUAUUCUGGUAAUUAAGAAAUGUUUCUAAUUACCCAGAGUCAGGUUAACUCGUGGAUAAAAUGUUUGUCUCUGCAUGCAGUAUGAAGGAAGUUAAGAGGUAGUUCUGAGAGUGUACCGGUAGACAUCCAGUCAGCUAAUACUAGUUAGCAUUGGCUCGCGAAACUACACUGCCUACAGAAAGUAUUCAUAUUCAUACCCCCUUGACUUAUUCCACAUUUUGUUGUGUUACAGCCUGAAUUCAAAAUGGAUUAAAUUGAUUUUGUUUUCUGUCACCCAUCUACACACAAUUCCUCAUAAUGACAAAGUGAAAACAUGUUUUUAGAAAUGUUAGCUAAUUUAUUGAAAAUGAAAUACAGAAAUAUCUCAUUUACAUAAGUAUUCACACCCCCUGAGUCAAUACAUGUUAGAAUAACCUUUGGUAGCGAUUACAGCUGUAAGUCUCUAAGAGCUUUGCACACCUGGAUUGGACAAUAUUUGCACAUUAUUAUUUUUAAAAUUCUACAAGCUCUGUCAAGUUGGUUGUUGAUCAUUGCUAGACAGCCAUUUUCAAGUUUUGCCAUAGACCUUCAAGCUGAUUUACGUCCAAACUGUAAUUAGGCCACUCAGGAAUAUUCAAGGUCGUCUUGGUAAGCAACUCCAGUGUAUAUUUGGCCUUGUGUUUUAGGUUAUUGUCCUGCUGAAAGGUGAAUUUGUCUCCUAGGGUCUGUUAGAAAGCAGACUGAAUCCUUUAGGAUUCUGCCUGUGCUUAACUCUAUUCAGUUUCUUUUUAUCCUAAAAAACUCCCUUGCCAAUGACAAGCAUACCCAUAACAUGAUGCAGCACCACCAUGCUUGAAAAUAUGAAGAAUGGUACUCUGUGAUGUGUUAUGUUGGAUUUGCCGCAAACAUAACAUAAUGCUUUGUAUUCAGGACAUAAAGUUAAUUUCUUUGCCAUUUUUUUUUUUCAGCUUCACUUUAGUGCCUUAUUGCAAACAGGAAGCAUGUUUUGGAAUAUUUGUAUUCUGGACAGGCUUCCUUCUUUUCACUCUGUCAUUUAGGUUAGUGUUGUGGAGUAACUACAAUGUUGUUGAUCCAUCCUCAGUUUUCUCCUAUUACAGCCAUUAAACUCUGUAACUGUUUUAAAGUGUCCAUUGGCCUCAUGGUGAAAUCCCUGAGCGGUUUGCUUAAUGUCCUGCAGCUAAGUUGUGGGUUCGAUUCCCACGGGGGGCCAGUAUAAAAUAAUAAUGUAUGCACUCACUAACUGUAAGUCGCUCUGGAUAAGAGCGUCUGCUAAAUGACUAAAAAUGUAAAUGUAAAAAUAACUUCACCAUGCUCAAAGGGAUAUUCAAUGUCUGCUUUUUUUUAUUUUGACCCAUCUACUGUUAUGAUGAGUUUCUCAGGUAUCAAGGAUGCAAGGAUAUACUUAGACAUUCUGUGGAGAUUUCAUACAAAGUAUUUAUUGAAUCACGAGCUCGUGGGUUCAUCUAACAAACGGACAUGGCUUUGCCCUUCGUCAGUUGAACUAACUUAACAAAGGAGACACUCUAUCUUAUAUAGCCUUUAUUACUAUCUUCCUGGCAUACAUCUGGCAAGUCUCCAUGGGCACUCCCUGCCUUUGAUGUUCAUCACUCUUUACCCCAAGUCACUAUCCUAAACAUCACUCAUGCUAUCCUAAACAUCACUAAUCUACCUUGACAUAAUGGAAUGUAGACUUCAUGGCCCCAAACCACUCAUCUCUUAACUCUUUCCCUGUCCUCACAAUACUAUGGCAUGACAUCAUUAUACCAUAAAAACAUAAUAUAAUCUACCAAUAGGUGCCUUUCUUUGAGAACCAUUGGAAAACCUCCCUGGUCUUUGUGGUUGAAUCUAUUUGAAAUUCACUGCUCGACUGAGGGACCUUAAAGAUAAUUGUAUGUGUGGGGUACAGAGACGGGGUAGUCAUUCAAAAAUGAUGUUAAACACUUCGAUUGCACACAGUGAGUCCAUUAACCUUAUUAUGUGACUUGUUAAGCACAUCUUUACUUCUGAACUUAUUUAGGCUUGCCGUAACAAAGGGGUUGAAUACUUUAUGACUCGACAUUUCAGCUUUUCAUUUUUAAUGACUUUGUAAAAAUGUCUAACAAUAUAAUUCCACAUGGGGUAUUAUGUGUACAGUCGUGGUCAAAGGUUUUGAGAAUGACACAAGUAUUGGUCUUCACAAAGUUUGCUGCUUCAGUGUUUUGAGAUAUUUUUGUCAGAUGUUACUAUGGUAUACUGAAGUAUAAUUACAAGCGUUCCAUAAGUGUCAAAGGCUUUUAUUGACAAUUACAUUAAGUUUAUGCAAAGAGUCAAUAUUUGCAGUGUUGACCCUUCUUUUUCAAGACAUCUGCAAUCCGCCCCGGCAUGCUGUCAAUUAACUUCUGGGCCUCAUCCUGACUGAUGGCAGCCCAUUUUUGCAUAAUCAAUGCUUGAAGUUUGUCAGAAUUUGUGGGUUUUUCUUUGUCCACACGCCUCUUGAGGAUUGACCACAAGUUCUCAAUGGGAUUAAGGUCUGGGGAGUUUCCUGGCCAUGGACCCAAAAUGUCGAUGUUUUGUUCCCCGAACCACUUAGUUAUCACUUUUGCCUUAUGGCAAGGUGCUCCAUCAUCCUGGAAAAGGCAUUGUUCGUCACCAAACUGUUCUUGGAUGGUUGGGAGAAGUUUCUUUUUGAGGAUAUGUUGGGACCAUUCUUUAUUCAUGGCUAUGUUCUUAGGCAAAAUUGUGAGCGAGCCCACUCCCUUGGCUGAGAAGCAACCCCACACAUGAAUGGUCUCAGGGUGCUUUACUGUUGGCAUGACACAGGACUGAUGGUAGCGCUCACCUUGUCUUCGCCGGACAAGCUUUUGUCCGGAUGCCUGAAACAAUCGGAAAGGGGAUUCAUCAGAGAAAAUGACUUUACCCCAGUCCUCAGCAGUCCAAUCCCUGUACCUUUUGCCGAAUAUCAGUCUGUCCCUGAUGUUUUUCCUGGAGAGAAGUGGCUUCCUCGCUGCCCUUCUUGACACCAGACCAUCCUCCAAAAGACUUUGCCUCACUGUGCGUGCAGAUGCACUCACACCUGCCUGCAGCCAUUCCUGAGCAAGCUCUGCACUGGUGGUGCCCCGAUCCCGCAGCUGAAUCAACUUUAGGAGACGGUCCUGGCGCUUGCUGGACUUUCUUGGGCGCCCUGAAGCCUUCUUCACAACAAUUGAACCUCUCUCCUUGAAGUUCUUGAUGAUCCGGUAAAUGGUUGAUUUAGGUGCAAUCUUACUAGCAGCAAUAUCCUUGCCUGUGAAGCCCUUUUUGUGCAAAGCAAUGAUGACGGCACGUGUUUCCUUGCAGGUAACCAUGGUUAACAGAGGAAGAACAAUGAUUUCAAGCACCACCCUCCUUUUAAAGCUUCCAGUCUGUUAUUCUAACUCAAUCAGCAUGACAGAGUGAUCUCCAGCCUUGUCCUCGUCAACACUCUCACCUGUGUUAACGAGAGAAUCACUGACAUGAUGGCAGCUGGUCCUUUUGUUGCAGGGCUGAAAUGCAGUGGAAAUGUUUUGGGGGGAUUAAGUUCAUUUUCAUGGCAAAGAGGGACUUUGCAAUUAAUUGCAAUUCAUCUGAUCAAUCUUCAUAACAUUCUGGAGUAUAUGCAAAUUGCCAUCAUAAAAACUGAGGCAGCAGACUGAACAUUUAUAUUUGUGUCAUUCUCAACUUUUGACCACGACUGUAGGCCAGUGACACAAUUACAUUCAGGCUGUAACACAACAACAUUUGGAAAAAGUCAAGGGUUGUGAAUACUUUCUGGAGGCACUGUACCUCUAACUUCCUUCAUACUGCGAGCAGAGACAAAUGUUUCAUCCACAAGUUCAUCUGGGUAAGUAGAAACAUUUAUUAAUUGUCAGAAUGUCGCAGUAUCCCUUUAAAACACAUGGUCAGAUGCUACGUUGUGAAUAAAGAAAUACAUGGAAAUGGCACCAUUUCUUUUUGCAAAAAUGCAAAACAGGUGCAAAGUUUGCCCCCUAUUUUUUAUUUACACUGAUCAAAAUGAUAUUGUGAGUGUGACUAACUAGCAUGAUGCUGUUGUGUUGGCAGACAUCUUGGAGGACAUGAAGGAGGAGUGUCAGAAGUACGGCUCUGUGGUCUCUCUUCUCAUUCCCAAGGAGAACCCAGGCAAAGGACAGGUAAGACACACUAGCCCCAUUACCAGUGGUUUAUUGUUGUCAUUUAAAUACUUCCAUACAAUCUUUCAAAAGUAUAUAUUUGUACAUAUUGUAGACCUGCAUUUUUACUGUCUCUUCUUGUCUUAAUCUCUGUGUGUGUAUGUGUGUGUUUCCCUCAGGUGUUUGUAGAAUACGCUAACGCAGGCGACUCCAAAGAGGCCCAGAGACUGCUGAUGGGACGGACCUUUGAUGGGAAGUUUGUCGUUGCCACAUUCUACCCCCUGAGUGCUUACAAGAGAGGCUACUUGUACCAGACCGUGCAGUGA
Coregonus sp. 'balchen' is the source of this 21064-nucleotide messenger RNA. The record is from the annotation of a GenBank genome assembly. NCBI's taxonomy places the organism in Eukaryota, Metazoa, Chordata, Actinopteri, Salmoniformes, Salmonidae.